AUGGCGUCUCUGCUCAACGCCAUUGCCUUGGUCACCGUGAAAGCGAUUGUCUCUGUUCUGGUCCUGAUCAUCGGCAUCAUCAUCUAUCGACUAUACUUCCACUCUCUUUCCAACAUUCCCGGACCACGACUCGCAGGAAUCAGCAAUUUCUGGCACGCCUAUCAUGCUCGCAAUGGUCGAAUGCUGGAGAUUGGGACGAACUUGCACAGGCAGUAUGGCCGUAUGGUGCCACUCAAGGAUAUCCCAAGUCCAGCUUCUAUGCAAGCAGUCGCUUUAGCCCUGAAUCGGCCGUCUGUAACUCCAUGUCUUGGACUUUCGUUCCCGGACACACUUGACCUACUUGGCGAGUUCGAUCUUGACCGCUACCGUCUUCAACGUCGGCUUAUUGGGCCUCUGUACCAGACACGAAGUCUUCUCAAGCACGAGAAGUCCAUUAAUGAAGUUCUGCUCCAUGCUGUCGCUCGCCUGAAGGGUCUCAACGGCGCACCAGUCGACCUCAAAGAAUGGAUGCACAUCAUUACAGUCGAAUGCCUGACCGCUGUCGUUCUCUCGUGGUCCCCAGGAUACCUCAAAGCUGGCACAGACCAUGGCGUUGGACCGCACGCGUACCUGGGUUGGAGACGGAAGAGUGUUUUUGGUCUGUUUCCUUGGGCUGAAGUGAUGGAUGCGUACUCACGGACGCUGGGAAGGACUUUCGCCAAAGGAUGGCGUCUCACGUACCAACCUCCGGCGCACUACAAAGCUCUCUUUCCACUUCUCGGCACGAAAGUAUCGAAGAGGAUCAAUGCUGCUCUGCGCCCAAUACCGCCAAAGGAUGGUCGGAAUGACCUCACAGCCGAACUGAUCCAGUUGCACAAGGACAAGCCCGAAUUCUCCAAGGACUACCUCAAACGCAUGGUCAUGACCAACUUUGGUGCAGGCCACGAGACCACGACUUCAACCCUCAUCUCAGUCUUGACCAUGCUCGGCCUGCACGCAGAAGCUCAAGGGCGAGUCGCUGCCGAAAUUUCCAACACACCAAGGGAGUCGCAGUCAGUCUCAUAUGCCGAAGCAACAGAUCUCACCUACACCCAAGCAGCCAUCAAAGAGUCUCAACGUCUCCACCCAGUGAUCGGAAUGAGUCUCUCCCGCCGUGUGCCACCUGCAGGGCUCCAGGUCCAUGGCCAGUACUUUCCUCCUGGCACAACCGUCGGCUGCAACCCAAUCUCUCUACACCGUAACCCAGAAAUCUUCGGCCCCGAUGCGGAACUCUUCAAUCCUGAACGCUGGUUGCAUUCAAGCAGGGUCCAGGAUAUGGAGAGAUGCAACCUACUCUGGGGCGCAGGUUGUGGCUACGUUGGUGCGCCAUUUCAAGGUUGAAGUCGAGGUCCCGCCGGAGGAGGAAAUGAAGAUUUAUUUCAUGGCGAUGUUGACUGGUGUCAAAGUGUGCUUUCUGGAGAGGGAGCAGUGAAGAAGACUUCAAGGAUUGC
Zymoseptoria tritici IPO323 is the source of this 1469-nucleotide messenger RNA. RefSeq names its product putative P450 monooxygenase (gene CYP-25). Gene Ontology annotation, molecular function: oxidoreductase activity, acting on paired donors, with incorporation or reduction of molecular oxygen; monooxygenase activity; iron ion binding. The record is from RefSeq and is a predicted model, not a curated record. The transcript has 4 exons. Lineage: Eukaryota; Fungi; Ascomycota; Dothideomycetes; Mycosphaerellales; Mycosphaerellaceae. The coding region runs from base 1 to 1359 and encodes 452 amino acids.